This is a messenger RNA of Episyrphus balteatus (marmalade hoverfly), 1464 nucleotides long. Its product is annotated as bromodomain-containing protein DDB_G0270170-like. The transcript has 2 exons. The record is from RefSeq and is a predicted model, not a curated record. Lineage: Eukaryota; Metazoa; Arthropoda; Insecta; Diptera; Syrphidae. The coding region runs from base 1 to 1464 and encodes 487 amino acids. Gene Ontology annotation, cellular component: nucleolus; nucleoplasm.
AUGGACUAUGAGCAUAGUGAAUUCCUUGCACUAAGUAGUGCUUCAUCGAAUAGUCUUAAUAAUUUAAAUAAAAUUGUCAAUACCACCAAUGACAAAAUUAUCAAUAACAAUAAUAAUGACAAUAACAACAACAAUGUCAACAUCAUAGAAACCUGCAGUAGUCCAAUUGACAAUUCAGCUGAAAAUAUUGCUGCAACACCGCAACACAUUAAUAAUAUUAAUAAUAAUAAUAACAACAAUUUCCAAUCUCGCAGCUAUAGCAGCAGCAAUAGUGAUGAAGUGUCAUCAACGGCGGCAGCACCUCGCAAUGCCCUAUUCUCGUGUUCAACACCGGUUUGUUUGAAAUUAACAACCCUACCGCAAUUUAUUCCCAUUGACUAUCAAGGUCAAGAGUCGUCGACUUCGACAUCAUCUAUGUCGUCGUCAUCCAUGUCGUCGUCAUCGGGUUCGUCGUCGGUGCCAACAGAUGGCGGUGGCAGCGGCGGCAGUAGCAGCAGCAGUGGUGGUAACAGUGGCAACACCACCAACAACCAUUUGCUAAUAACAACAACCACAACCACCACGGAGAACGUUAAUCCACCAGAUCCCGAUGGUAAAGGCGGCCAAGAGCAAACCACCACAAAGACUACGACAACAACAACAACCACAGCGAUACCUGUUUCGGUGCCCGAUUUGGCCAAACUCAAUCUAACCUCCCCGAAUGGAAUCGUUUUCAAGAGUGGAGACCUUCGUAUGACGAUGAGUGAACUUGAUCAGUUCGUUGAGUCAGCUGUAGCUGAAACUCUUGCGGCUGUCGAAGCAGACAAACCGAAACCAGGUCAUCGAGUUAAGACACCACCACCGGUGGGGGUCAAUCUAGGUGUCACUCUGAAACGUGUUGAACCUGUCAAAACGCAAAUUUCAGUCAAAAACGGUCCAAUGUUGGGUGUUGUUUUGCGUAAAGUUGAAAAGAAAGUUGAACCAAUCAAAAGCAUUCUAGAUGAUGAUAAGCCACUUUAUCAUUUAUCUAUAGUUCGUACUGGUGGUGAUAGUCCUCCAAAGACCAAGCCUAAACCAAAGUUAAAACCAAAGCUACCAAAACCUGUGCCAUUGCAAAAGGUUGCAACAAUUGCUGCAAUACCUUUAACUCGGCCAACAACAUCUGCUGCAGCAACAAGUGGUGGUGCUGCUGCUGCUGCAAAACCACCUGCUACAGCAGCGACUGCUGCUAAGCUCGGUGUCCCACCAUCACCAUCUGGUACCGCCUUACAAAAGACCAAAUCUGCGGCAAGUAUUAGACCUCCUAGGCCACAAGCGGGUGUUCCAAUUACAAUACAAAAGAUCGAAGGUGAUAAGAUUAUUAUUAUCAAAAAGAUUCAAAUCCCGAAGAAUAGUAAAGUACCAGCUGGUUUUAUUCAGGAAUCACAAUUCCCAAAUACUCGCGCGGGAAAACAAGUCAAGAAGGUUGUACUAGAUUGUGGUUGA